This is a messenger RNA of Aspergillus wentii DTO 134E9, 2886 nucleotides long. RefSeq names its product putative DUF221 domain protein. The transcript is spliced from 3 exons. Gene Ontology annotation, cellular component: plasma membrane. The coding region runs from base 1 to 2886 and encodes 961 amino acids. The record is from RefSeq and is a predicted model, not a curated record. Gene Ontology annotation, molecular function: calcium-activated cation channel activity. NCBI's taxonomy places the organism in Eukaryota, Fungi, Ascomycota, Eurotiomycetes, Eurotiales, Aspergillaceae.
AUGGAUCCUCAACAUAGCGUCCUCUGGGCGCGUGAUGAUCCACCCCCUCAAACGUCGGCCGAUCUCUUUCUCCAACUCAUUCAGAAUCCAUUCAAGUCUGCUUUUCAAUUGAACGCCGUUUAUGCUUCCUUGGUGACUGCCGCCCCCGUCGCUGUCAUCUUCACCCUCCUCUUCUCGCUUUUUCGCCCUCGUCACUCUGUCAUCUAUGCUCCCAAGGUUAAACAUGCCGACCGCAGACAUACGCCUCCUCCUGUGGGAAAAGGCUUCUUUGCCUGGGUCAAACCCGUCCUGGGCACCAAGGAGCCCCAGCUUGUCGAUUGCAUCGGUCUCGAUGCUACCAUCUUUCUGCGCUUCACUAAGAUGUGUCGCAAUAUCUUCAUCUUCCUGAGCAUCAUCGGAUGUCUGGUUAUGAUUCCCAUUAAUAUCACACAGAGUGAACCCGAUCUCACCAAGGAUCUUUCCCCAUUCGCCACCAUGACCCCAAUGUACGUUAAGACCAAUGCUAUUUGGAGUCAGGUCGCUUGUGCUUGGGCCUUUGAUAUCGUCAUUGUAUUCUUCCUCUGGAGGAAUUACAAGGCUAUUUUGGAACUGCGGAGGAAUUAUUUCAAGAGUUCCGAGUAUCAGCGCAGUCUGCAUGCUCGAACCUUGAUGAUCACCGAUAUUCCCGAAAAAGCCCGGUCCGUCGAGGGCAUUAUGCGUCUUACUGACGUGGUCAACCCCACAGCCGCUCUGCCUCUAGCCUCCGUCGGUCGUAACGUUAAGCUGCUCCCCGAAUUGAUCAAGAAACAUGACGAAACUGUACGGCAACUCGAGACUGUGCUGGCCAAGUACCUCAAGCGACCCGAUAACCUGCCUGCUCGGCCUAUGAUGCGCGUGCCUAGGAAAGAGCGGGACGGACACCCCGACAGAGUGGAUGCCAUUGACUACUUGACGGACAAGAUCCAGAGACUGGAGGAGGAAGUCCGCCAUGUUCGGUCUUCGAUUGAUCGCCGAAAUGCGAUGCCCUUUGGUUUCGCCAGUUUUGACAUGAUCGAACAUGCUCAUGCGGUGGCUUACACUGCGCGCAAAAAGCACCCGCAGGGUACUACCAUCCAGCUGGCUCCCCGGCCCCACGAUCUCAUUUGGGAGAACUUGCCUUUGUCCAAGGCUGCGCGAAGGUGGAAGCGGUUUGUCAACAUGAUCUGGGUCACGCUUCUGACAGUGGUUUGGAUUGCACCUAACGCGAUGAUCGCCAUUUUCUUGUCCAACUUGUCCAACUUGGGACUAGUCUGGCCGGCAUUCCAAACAUCGCUCAGUGCCAAUCCCAAGGUUUGGGCUGCUGUUCAGGGUAUUCUUUCUCCCGCCGUCACCUCGCUGGUCUAUAUCAUCCUGCCCAUCAUCUUUCGCCGGCUCGCGAUCCAGGCCGGUGAUGUGACCAAGACUUCGCGAGAGCGCCAUGUCCUCAACCACCUCUACGCGUUCUUCGUUUUCAACAAUUUGGUGGUCUUUUCGCUCUUUUCCGCUGCGUGGACAUUUGUUACGACCGUCAUCGAUGCCAAGAACCACGACGAGAAUGCCUGGGAAGCCAUGAAGGCCGGACAAUUCUACGCCAAAAUUAUCAACGCUCUGUGUCAGGUGUCUCCCUUCUGGGUGACCUGGUUGUUACAACGAAAUAUGGGUGCUGCCAUAGAUCUCGUGCAGCUGAUUCAUCUGAUCUGGGUCUGGUUCGCCAAGACCUUCCUUUCGCCCACGCCUCGCCAGGCGAUUGAAUGGACUGCACCUCCGGCCUUUGAAUAUGCCAGUUACUAUAACUACUUCUUGUACUAUGCUACCGUGGCCUUUUGCUUUGCGACAUUGCAGCCAAUCGUCCUCCCGGUCACGGCGCUGUACUUUGGCAUUGAUGCAAUGUUGAAGAAAUACCUGCUGAUGUAUGUGUUUGUGACCAAAAACGAAUCUGGGGGUCUGUUCUGGCGGGUAUUGUUCAACCGUAUGGUGUUUGCGACUAUCAUGUCAAACAUUAUUGUCGCUCUGGUAACCAAAGUGCAAGGCACAUGGACCAUGGUGUACUGUGUGGUCCCACUGCCGUUUUUGAUGCUGGCCUUUAAGGUCUACUGCAUGAGGAAGUUUGAUGUCGAUUGCAAAUUCUAUAACCGGGCGAAUCUGUCCGAUGCUGAGGCGCUGGCUGCUGGAAAGUCGGCCAAGAAGGCAUCGGAUCGAUUGAACACCAAGUUCGGCCACCCGGCCCUAUUUAAGCCCUUGAUCACCCCGAUGGUGCACGCCAAGGCGGCUGAAGUAUUGAAGCGUAUCUAUCGAGGCCGCCUUCACUCGACAGACAUGUCGGGAGAAUACUCGGAUAUUGCACUGGAUCCCAUGUCCAAGUCGCAUCCGGGCAAACUGACGGAUCCGCCUAACGCUCCCUUUGAGGUCGUGGCGGAGAACCAACUUGAUUUCUCGUAUUUCAAGGACCGACCAGACUUCCAGGACGAGUUUGGUGGUGGUAUCUACGGCCGUCCCGAGGAUCUAAUGACGGAGCGGUCCCAGACACCCCGAAGUGCCCUGGGCGAAUGGUCGCCGACAUCGUCGCGUGCAUCAUCGCCAGCACCUUCACUCCCAUCUAUAUCAGGUAUUAAGAUGCCUGAUGUUUAUCGACCGAGCAUGGAUGAGCAAACGCAUCCCGCCUUCCGGGUGCCAUUGUCUCGUGGAGACAGUGGCACCGUUCCGACGGUGGGUGGCGGUCUCUACCAGCACAACAACGAGAGUGAAACCCAGCUAUUGUCCCAGGCCCAAGUGCCCGCGCAUAGCGAUACGUAUGGGCCGACGGACCGAUGGCGGACGGGAGGGUAUGGUCCUGUUGAACAGGACGAGCCCAGCUUCACCUCGUACGAGCAUUUCCGCGCACCACGAUGA